Dromaius novaehollandiae (emu) is the source of this 5257-nucleotide messenger RNA. RefSeq names its product ring finger and SPRY domain containing 1 (gene RSPRY1). Gene Ontology annotation, molecular function: protein binding; ubiquitin-protein transferase activity. The coding region runs from base 752 to 2479 and encodes 575 amino acids. Gene Ontology annotation, cellular component: cytoplasm. The transcript is spliced from 18 exons. NCBI's taxonomy places the organism in Eukaryota, Metazoa, Chordata, Aves, Casuariiformes, Dromaiidae. The record is from RefSeq and is a predicted model, not a curated record.
CCCGGGAGACGGCGGGGGGCGGGGCGGGGCGGGGCGGGGCGGGGAUGGUCGGUGUGUGGCCUCCAUCUUUCCGCCGCGCGCCGCGGCGGCACAAAGGAGCGGCGCCGCCUCGCCUCGCCGCCGGCCUGAGGGGGCGCGGGUGCCGCGCGGCCCCGCUUACAGGAGGAAAGAGAAUUGGAAGGACAUCUCCCACUUUCUCUGUACAGUCCUGAACUUGAAAUAGUGAACAACUGCCAGCUCUCCAUGGUUUGCAAGGAGGUUGCGAAACUGGCUUUCAGCUACUGUCACUGAACGCUUGGGCCAUCCUCUGAUGCUACUUGAAUUACCGAGAAGUGGAAGGUCAGGGUACAAAGGACAGUUCCAUCUAAACGAUCAUGAGAAGAGAAAUUAUGAGCUCAGAGCGAGGCAGCGGGGAGGUGGGACUCUUCAGUGUAGUUUCUAAAAGUGAAAGCAGAGUCAAGUAGAAUGAUUCACCUCCCAACAUAAAGGCUUAUAUAUUGCUACCUUUCCGGAUACGGCUGUCUCUGCGCCCUAAGGAAGUACAGUCCAUCUCCGUUACGGCGCUUUAUGAGCAAGUCCAACUGUUCCUGAACCAGCUUAAGGACCUGCUUCUGGAUGACCAAUGUGUAUUUUAGCUGAUAAUGUCGGAUACUAAGUCUCCAAUUUCCCAUUCAUUCCACCUGGUAGCAACGCAUAUAAUGCAAAAAUCACAAUUCAGGAUCAUACAAAUAUUACUGUUAAAACUUUCUAGAUGAUUGUAGUUGCUUUGGUUGUGUUCUAUGCUAGCAGAAGCCUUCUUCGAGGUUUACUGCUGACUCUAGAGCACCACGUUCCCCAUUUACUGGGAGCCUUGGGGGCUAGCAAUAUGGGAAACUCCUGUGUUUGCCGAGAUGAUAGUGGAGCCGAAGACAAUGCAGAAUCCCAGAAUCGGCAAACAGAGCACAAUAGAGCACGUGUACCUGAAGCAAGAAGCCACCCAAGGGACCCUGUCCGGCCACCCCGGAGGGGGCGAGGGCCUCAUGAACCAAGAAGGAAAAAACAGAAUGUGGAUGGGCUGGUACUUGACACACUGGCUGUAAUUCGGACGUUAGUAGAUAAUGACCAGGAGCCUCCUUAUUCAAUGAUCACGUUGCAUGAAAUGGCAGAAACAGAUGAAGGCUGGUUGGAAGUUGUCCAAUCUUUAAUUAGAGUUAUUCCAUUAGAAGAUCCACUGGGACCAGCUGUUAUAACGUUAUUACUCGAUGAAUGUCCGCUGCCAACAAAAGAUGCAUUACAAAAGUUAACUGAAAUACUAAAUUUAAGUGGAGCUGCUGCUUGCCAGGAUGCUUGUCACCCUGCCAAACAUCGGAAUACAACUGCAGUACUGGGCUGUUUAGCAGAGAAAUUAGCAGGUCCUGCAAGUAUAGGCUUACUCAGCCCAGGCAUAUUGGAAUAUUUACUUCAUAGCUUGAAUUUCCAGUCCCAUCCGACAGUGAUGCUUUUUGCACUAAUAGCCCUGGAGAAGUUUGCACAAACAAGUGAAAAUAAAAUGACAGUUUCUGAAUCGUGCAUUAGUGACCAACUGCUCUUGCUAGAGAAAUGGACAGAUAAUCCAGACUAUUUAAAACGCCAAGUUGGAUUCUGCGCGCAGUGGAGUUUAGACAAUCUGUUUUUAAAAGAAGGCAGACAGCUUACAUAUGAGAAGGUUGACUUGACCAACAUUAGGGCUAUGCUGAACAGUAACGAUGUCAGUGAAUACCUUAAGAUCUCACCACAUGGAUUAGAGGCUCGAUGUGAUGCUUCAUCCUUUGAAAGUGUUAGAUGUACAUUCUGUGUCGAUUCUGGAGUCUGGUACUAUGAAGUUACAGUAAUUACUUCGGGAGUGAUGCAGAUAGGAUGGGCUACCAAAGACAGCAAGUUUCUCAACCAUGAAGGUUAUGGCAUCGGGGACGAUGAGUACUCCUGUGCAUACGAUGGCUGCCGGCAGCUGAUUUGGUAUAAUGCCAGAAGUAAACCACAUUCCCAUCCCUGUUGGAAAGAAGGAGACACAAUAGGAUUUCUACUAGACUUGCAAGAAAAGCAAAUGAUCUUCUAUUUAAAUGGAAACCAGCUUCCUGCUGAGAAGCAAGUAUUUUCAUCUGCUGUAUCUGGCUUUUUUGCUGCAGCUAGUUUCAUGUCCUAUCAACAAUGUGAGUUCAACUUUGGGGCAAAACCUUUCAAGUAUCCACCAUCAAUCAAAUUUAGCACCUUUAACGAUUAUGCCUUUCUGACAGCAGAAGAGAAAAUCAUUUUGCCAAGACACAGACGCCUAGCUUUGCUGAAGCAAGUGAGCAUCCGAGAGAACUGCUGCACACUUUGCUGUGAUGAGAUAGCAGACACAGAACUCAGGCCUUGUGGACACAGUGACCUGUGCAUGGAGUGUGCCUUGCAACUGGAGACCUGCCCGUUGUGUCGACAGGAAAUACAAACUAGGGUCAGACAAAUCUCUCACAUUUCAUGACACGUGGAGAAAUACCACAGACUUGUUUUUAAUGAACUCCAUCCAAUACCGAAGGGGGAAAGCAUCUCUUAACCAAUCUUUACGCACAUAGAACCAUAGCCACGGCCAGAUCUCAUGCUAAACUGUAGUCUGUUUAUCUUAAAAAUGAAAUCUUUAAUAAGCUAUUUCAAAUUGCCAGCAACAGGAAUUGGUUUCAACAGUAAUGAAAGCUGGUAGUUCAGUGUGUUACGGCUAUUGGUUAUCUCCAAGCAAGACCACAGGAGAGUGUCUCUUUUCCUCCCCCCUUCCUUCUCGCCUGUCGCAAGUGCUGAAAGAAUUUGCACUGGAAGUACACAUACAAUGCAUUUAAAAAAAAAAAAAAAAAAAAAGGAAAGGAAAUAUCUCCUAGAACAGGGCCAUUCUGUCUUGUGCUCGAUAGUCUCUAUUUUUGGCAGAAGUUGGUAUACUAAAAAAGAAUGCCAAUGUUUCUCGUUUCAUGUAGCCUCCUGCUGGUCAGAGACUCUGUAUUUUCAGCCAGUGGAUAUUAAACUGCUCAAAGACUUAAUCUGUACACAGACUGAUUUGAAAAGACAGUGUGGAGACUGUAGAGAAAUUCACAUUUUUUAAUAACCUGGUGAUUCCAAAGAAUGUUCUGAUUUGUUUUUAAAUGUUAAAAGAUUGGCGGUAUUUUCAAGUACGUAAUGUUUCUGAUGCUUUUAACUUCAGUACCCACAUUUUUUUGUGAGGAUAUAAUUUUCAGGAGGUAUUCUUCACUAAUUGUAAUGCUGGACUGGAAUUAAUUUGAUAUUCUGGGUAUUUUUUAAGGUAUCAUCAAUCAUCUUUUUUUAAUCAGUAUUGUUUUUGAAAGUUAUGUUCACUUUGAAAAUAUUGAGCUAUCUUAAAAGUUUGAAGAAGAAUUCUCAGCCAGUUUAUUUAAAAGGAAAAAAAAAAGUUAUUGGGUAGCAAGUUCAGGCCUCUUCUGUAACUCUUAAAGCACCUUGCUUGCCACAUGUCAGUCCUGCUCUGAGCAGGUUUGGAGCCACACUUUGUGUUUUUGGUAGGGAUCAUUUAGUGAGAAUCUCUACUCCACUUUAAUAAUACAUUUGUGACCUUCAUAUGUUAAGGACGCAUUUCAGCAGGCAGCUUUUGACUAUUUUACUGGGUUUCUACAAGGAAUCAGAUUCACAUCUGGUGUCAAUUAGAGAAGUAGUGCUAAAGUCAGUGGAGUUAUGCUUAUUUUGCACCAACUGAGGAUAUGACUCUGUCUCUUCCAAGAUUUGUACAGUUUUUGGUUUUUAAUUUUUUUAAAAGUAUCUGGAUAUAUAAUAGAACUCUGCUAAUUCACACACAACUUGCACCAAAAACAUCCCACCUCUUGGCAAUGAUUCAACAGCAGAGGCCAUUGUAGUGAAUUCUCAUGCUGUGAUGUAUUUUUUUUAAUUGUCUUUAUUGUACUAGUAAAGUAUCAAGUAUUAACAAAGUAAAGCUGAGGGCUGACUGUUCAUGCUGAGCACUCUCGUUUCCUGCUGACCUAAGUAGGAGCUAAGAGCACUGUGCACAGGUCCCAGAAUCAAGCCUGUUAGCAACUACUUUCAUGUUUUGCCUUCGCUAACUGAAGGGUGCUGAAUUUCAUCAAGAAUAAAAUAAAUCUCCAGUGAGCCUCUGAAGUCAACUGUGUGAACUAGGAAAGUUCUGUAAAUCAUUUUCAUGUUGACUUUUUCCAAAUACAAACUGAAUCAAAAAUGGUGUCAUGUUUAGUCUUUUUGCUAAAAUGUGAAUUCUCUUCCACCUUGGAUGCCUGUUUUGAUUAAGGUCAGAAUGGCAAAUCCAUGCCACGAGGACUUCAUUUCCUCAUUGACUGUACUUUACUAGAUUUUGGUGUAUCCCACUUUGCUAGUUGGGGCCGAGUCCCUUUCGGCUAGGUGCUGAAUGAGCAAACAUGUCAACGUUGUCACUGCCACAAGAUUCAUAGCAUUUCAGAAGCAUUUAAAACCAAGUUUUUAAUGCUUCUGAAUGUAAUGGUAGCUUUUAUCCCUAAGGUACAAAGAUACCCACCAUACUUUAGGGAAGAAGUGGGACGGAACCAUUUGGAACUCUGCCUUAAUAGAUCCUAAUAACUUCAGGGUUUUGGUUUCCUUGGCCAAGAUUGACUGAGGUAAAAUUUUCAAAAGUGCCUAAGCCUCCUGAUUCAUAUCAACUGUUGUAUGAGAUUAAGCUCUUAAGACUUAGGUCUACAAAGGCCUUUAGGUGCAUGGAGUUCCAUUGAAGCUGAGCACACCUGAGACCCUAGAUGCCUUUGUGGAUAUGGGACUAAGUGCCUGUGGUGUUUGUUGGAAAAGAUGUGAAAGCUUUGGAGAAUUUUGCCCUGGAUCAUUUUGCAUACAGCUGGCGCGGUGCAGAGGAAGGCAGUGGUGCAGGAGGAGGGAGCCUGUGAGCGCCUGCUGCUCUCUCUGAGCCCUGUCACCACGCCAGUCCUUAGCUGUUGCAGAGAACUGUCCUAUUCAUUUCACAAACUGAAAGACUGUACAAUUCAGCUGGAUUCCUACUGAAAUUCAGCAUGGGACUGUCUUUGCAAAGCAGGCCCGGGUGCGUGCUCGACUGGGUGCGGGGCUCGCUCGCUGAGGUUGGUGCAGCGACAUGUCAGCUCCGGCCUGCUCUGCCCAUCCUCGGCGACUCGUGGGCCCUGGAAGGAAGACCAUGGCUUCGCAGGCCUGCAGGUGGGAAACCCGAGCAAUGGAGAAGGGGAAAGGAACUGUAGUCAAGUUGUUCGUUAAAAAUAAAAUGUAUUGAUGACUUUUU